AUGCAUACUCUGUAUGUGGCGAUUACGGAUAGUUGGUUGUGUUUAUUCGCUUAUGCUUAUGCUUUUGCUUGUGCUUAUGCUUGCGUGGCGAGUGGUGGUGAUGUGGUAGUGGUAGUGGUAGAGAUUGUAUUCGAUAUUGUUCGAUUCCACUUAUAG
This is a messenger RNA of Sclerotinia sclerotiorum 1980 UF-70, 156 nucleotides long. RefSeq lists its product with no specific name. NCBI's taxonomy places the organism in Eukaryota, Fungi, Ascomycota, Leotiomycetes, Helotiales, Sclerotiniaceae. The record is from RefSeq and is a predicted model, not a curated record. The coding region runs from base 1 to 156 and encodes 51 amino acids. The transcript has a single exon.